AUGUUCAAGAAGCGAAGUCGCCCACAAAAUCAUGUUCGAGAAUUCACGAAAGAACUUGCAACAACUGUAGAUCUCACCGAACAAGAGGAGCAGGAAGAAGAGGAACAGGAAGAAGAGAAGCUUCCGUUGGCAGACCUCCUCGAACUGCGAAAGCUGAAGAAGCUACGACAAGGAAUUGAUGCUGUCAAGUUGAGCAAAGGAGUUACGAAGAAAAAACGCAAGCGGACCAAGGAAGAAGAAGAGGAAGAACAAGGUGGUUUGAGGAAAGGUGCUGCUGUUGAUGAAGACGAAGAGGAAGACAAAGAUGCCAAGGCAAGAAGAGUUGUUCGAGCUAAUAAUUUCACUCAACAAACCAAUGCACUCGAUGUCGACAAGCAUAUGAUGGCCUACAUAGAGGAAAACCUCAAGAUUCGCUCGAGGCCCCGAGAGGAAGGCGACAAGAGCAAACCGCUUGACCCUCAAGAAGCCUUGUAUCAAGUUCCUGACAGAUGGAAGGUUGAACAAAAGAAGGUCGCUAAUUCAGAAGAAGGAAAUGUUUCGAACAGCUUGACUAUGCUCACUGCUAUACCCGAAGUCGAUCUGGGAAUGGAUGCUCGUCUCAAAAAUAUUGAGGACACUGAGAAAGCCAAACGCGUCGUAGCUGAAGAGCGCAGUGAAAGGAAGCAGCCUCAUAAUAAUGAUGAAGCACAUCUGGUCGCUUCGCGUUUCUAUCGACCCAACUUGAAAAUGAAAUCCGAUGCGGAUCUCAUACGGGAUGCUAAACUGGAAGCAAUGCAUCUACCUACUUCAGAAGAUCAACCUCGACGGCAGGAUAAACCCCAAAUGGCUACAGACGAGAUGGUAAUGGAGCGAUUCAAGAAACGUAUGCGCAAAUGA
Lentinula edodes (shiitake mushroom) is the source of this 876-nucleotide messenger RNA. Its product is annotated as hepatocellular carcinoma-associated antigen 59-domain-containing protein. The record is from RefSeq and is a predicted model, not a curated record. Bases 1 to 876 code for a protein of 291 amino acids. Gene Ontology annotation, cellular component: spliceosomal complex. Lineage: Eukaryota; Fungi; Basidiomycota; Agaricomycetes; Agaricales; Omphalotaceae. Gene Ontology annotation, biological process: mRNA splicing, via spliceosome. The transcript is spliced from 7 exons.